This is a messenger RNA of Bipolaris maydis ATCC 48331, 1203 nucleotides long. RefSeq lists its product as uncharacterized. The record is from RefSeq and is a predicted model, not a curated record. Gene Ontology annotation, molecular function: 4-hydroxy-tetrahydrodipicolinate synthase activity. NCBI's taxonomy places the organism in Eukaryota, Fungi, Ascomycota, Dothideomycetes, Pleosporales, Pleosporaceae.
GCCUUUACCCCCAACUGUCGUCCUUCCGGCAGGCAUGCCGAACAUGGUCAACGUCCACGAUGGCUGCGAGAACGCGGACGGCGAUGCUGCGGAAAAUUCGCCGUGUGCAGAGAGGAGCAGCUGGCACUGACCGUCGCCUUUUGUAGAUGAGUUCCCGCCGUUUACAACCCUCGAAUCCACCCUGUUUCUGCUCCUCACCUUGAAUGUCCAUGUCGUCUCCCAUCUGAACCCAUGCCGAGUAUUGUGCCUCCCAGCGGCGUCUGGUGCCCUGCUGUUACCUUUUUCAAUCCAGAUACCGACGAGCUCGCACUUGAUGCCCAGGCGCGCUACUUCCACUACCUAUCGACGACGGGCCUCGCUGGGCUCGUGAUCCUGGGCACGAAUGCAGAGACGUUUCUCUUGACGCGUGAAGAGCGCAAAGAGCUCGUCAUAACGGCAAGGCGUGCGGUCGGCCCGCACUUCCCCCUCAUGGUAGGCGUAGGCGGACAUUCUACACGUCAAGUUCUUCAAUACAUCGCCGACGCAGCCGACGCAGCCGCCAACUCUGUGCUUCUGCUCCCGCCCGCCUACUUUGGAGCUGCAACGACACCACAGGUUGUAGAGGCCUUUUACGACGAUGUUGCCAAGAGGAGCCCGUUGCCCAUCGUCAUCUACAACUUUCCUGGCGUGUGCAAUGGCGUAGACCUCCAGUCCGACCUGAUCGCCAACUUAGCCCAGCGACACUCCAACAUUGUCGGUGUCAAGCUGACUUGCGGCUCUGUCGCCAAAAUCACCCGUCUGGCAGCUGUCCUCCCAAAGGAGCGCUUCGCAGUCUUUGGUGACCAGUCUGAUUUCAUCUUAGGCGGCCUAACCUCUGGGUCCAGUGGCUGCAUUGCCGCGUUCACCAACGUCUUCCCUAGAACCAUUGCGCACAUCUACAAGCUGCACCAGCAGGGUCGGAACGAUGAGGCCCUGGCAUUGCACCAAAAGGCUGCAUUAGCUGAGCAGCUUAUCAAGGCCGGCAUUGCUGCGACCAAGUACGCGGCUGCGAUACACAGCGCCAAAUACGCGGGAAUCGACAAUGCUGUGGAGCUGCUGAGACCACGCAAGCCCUACUUUGAGCCUGCACCUGCUAUCAGAGAGAAAGUCAUGUCUACAAUGGCUGAAGUGGCUAGGAUCGAACAGAGCUUAGGUUCGUACCCAAACCUCUCUGCUCGAUUGUAG